Molecule: messenger RNA, 3501 nt
Organism: Orbicella faveolata
Lineage: Eukaryota; Metazoa; Cnidaria; Anthozoa; Scleractinia; Merulinidae
Product: ubiquitin carboxyl-terminal hydrolase 2-like
Biological process (GO): protein deubiquitination
Molecular function (GO): cysteine-type deubiquitinase activity
Source: RefSeq, a predicted model, not a curated record
GGUUAGAGAAGUCACGUGAUCAAGCGGCAAUGGCGGCGAGCACAGACAGUCUUGACGAAUGUGCUUGAAGAAAUCGACCUAAUACAAUGUAGUUUCAUUUGAAGCUGGUUCGUCAUUUUUAUUGAUAUACAGAUGUCUUUGGCAAUGCAUCAGACUUCCUUAGCUUCGUCGAGUUCGACCGGUGCUAUGAAACCGAGUCGAACAUUUGGAAGUAGUUCAGUUGGUAUGGGUUCAUCGUCGACUUACGGUAGUUCAACAAGAAAGCCAAAACAAGCGCAUUCCUCCAGUUCUCGGACUUUGCCUAAUGGGCCUGGUCCUCUGCCAAAUAAACCUCAUAUUCUGGCCAAAUCCGGCACACGUGCUAGAGAGAUAACAUAUGUUGCUGCUUCAAGGGUUACACCGGCUGAUCACUUCAGCCAUCAGAAAUCUUACGGUACGGACUCCACGACAACGCGGAGAAAAACUUCAAACGACUCUGGUUAUGCCAGUUCAUGUAGAAACAGUUAUACAUAUGGAGAUUUGAGGAGUGGUAAGUCGAAAUCACUCUCACAGCUUAAUUCUCACCGGGAGCAAACAAACGAUUUAUCAAGAUCUCCUUCAAACAGACCUAGAAUGGAAUCGUCCGUACAUGGGAUUAGCUCUAGAACAGGGCAUUCGUUCACUCAUGAUCAUGUACAUGUAGGAACCAAGGCAACGCUAAAUGGCAGUAGCAAUACAAAAAGUAGUAGUAGAGGUAUUUAUCGAUCGACAACUCAUCUGGACUACAAAGAUCCAAAGGAAGAUAGAAAGUCGCUGCACAAUGGUGGGCAAUCUUAUUCCUCGCACAAAGACUUAUCCAACGCUUAUACAACCUCAGGAAAAGAAAAUUACAGUGUCAGAGAUGUGGACAAAACGCGCAAAGCUACCAUAACUGCUUUACCUGGGUCAGAUAUGAAGUGUGCUAGAAAUUCGUCCUUCAGUUCUUCGAACUCUCCCCCUUGCAAUUCGCCUACUGGUAGAAGCAGCUCUGAUGGCUUAGUUGGUCUCCGUAAUUUAGGAAAUACAUGUUUUAUGAACUCCAUCCUUCAAUGUCUUAGUCACACGCAACCCUUAACUAAUCAACUUUUGAAAGGUUCUCAUGUGAAAAACGUCAACAGCAGCAGUAGCAUGAAAGGCAGGCUUAUUCAAGCCUUUGCAGAGUUGAUAAAGUCGAUGUGGAAGCCAGGCAACAGUGACGCUGUGUCCCCGCAUUCCUUCAAGACUCAGAUCCAAAGGUUUGCCCCACGGUUUAUGGGAUACAAUCAACAAGAUGCUCAGGAGUUUCUGCGGUUUCUACUUGAAGGAUUACAUGAUGACUUGAAUCACGUGAAAUCCAAGCCAAAAUACACACCUUGUGAAUAUGAUGCUUCCCUCAGCGAUCAUCAGAAUGCAGAGAAGUCGUGGAGUAAUUAUCUUUCACGUGACAACAGUUUGAUGACUGAUCUUUUUGUAGGACAGUUGAAGAGUAUGUUAAAAUGCUGUGAUUGCGGUCACACGUCUGUUACUUUUGAUCCAUUCUGGGAUCUGUCGUUACCUAUUCCAAGGAAAUACCGCAGUUCGUCAUCAUCGUCAUCUUCAUGGUCUGGAACUCGAUCAAGCAUGGCAGACGAUGGUGACAUCAAUCUUAGAGAGUGUAUACAGUCCUUCACAAAGGAGGAAGUUUUGGAUGGCGAUGAAAGACCUACUUGUGAUAAGUGUGAACACAAGAGAAAAUCCACAAAGAAAUUUUCAAUCCAAAGAUUUCCGCCAAUCCUUGUCCUUCAUUUGAAGCGUUUUUCAGGAUUUAGCUUCCGAUCCAAGCUACUGUCAAAUGUUGAUUUCCCGCUAAGCAAACUGGAUCUCGCAGAUUUUGCAGCUGAUCCUCAAGACCGCCGGUCAGCAGUGUACUCUUUGUACGCAGUCUCAAACCAUUCGGGUAGCACAUAUGGCGGUCAUUACACAGCGCACUGUAAACAUCCAUUCAGCAAUCAGUGGCAUUGCUUCAACGACUCACGUGUGGAUAGUUUGUCAUCAUCAAAGGUGCGAGGACCUCAAGCAUACAUCCUAUUUUACGAGAAGGAACCAAUGUCAUCUCUCUGACGCACAGGGCAAUCACAAAUGCUGGCAUUUGUAUUGUGUCACGCACACCUUUCAUUUCAUACAUUGCGUGACAUUUUAAAAAUUGUGUCGUCACAUAAACGUUUCACCUUUGCGUGACCUUGUUUUUUAAAGUAUUUUUACAGUUCAUACAGUGGGAAGAUAUGCGACUAAUAAAAUUAAUCGAUUGUGCAACCUAUGAAUUGAUUCUUCCUCCCAAAAUGUUUCCAAAUGCAGCUAUGACGAACUGAAAAUGCUGCUUCUGGUCUAAAAGUUAAUGGGUGGUAAGAAUGUUGCAAAAAGGUGAAACUUUUAUUAUGAAUACAAUACGGAUUUUAAAGAAAAAAUAAAUUUUGAGCUGGGGUAUUUUUUCAAGAACAUGGCUCAAUCUUUAACAGGUUUUGGAGAUAUUUCCUUUUUUUGUUUGUCAUAGGACUGAAAGCAAUGUUCAUUUUAGAUUUUUACUACAAUGAACAGAUAUUUUUUACCUGUAAAUAUUGUAAAGCGUGUUUUGUGUUACGUCCCUUGGACGUAUUUGAUACGAAUAGAGUUCAGUUUUAUGGAUAAAAUGAAGUGCAUCCCUUCAAAUGAAAGCUACGGAGAACUACUCUCACGUGAUACUGUUCAUUACGCUGUACAAGAUGUUUUUAAUUUUCUUUUAAGUGCGUGGAUAAAGCACCUGGUGUCAGAACAUGCAAUCAAUGUGGGCUUUUUGUUGUCAAUUCUUCCCAAGAAAAAAUUUCAAGAAAAUUUGUCAAACUUGUGUGUUGGCACUAUAAAUGCUAAAAGCUGUGUUUUGUCAUUUUUCCACUAAAGUCCUUUCAGUUCAUGAAAAAUGAGCUGUAAGCUCAUUCAAGCAACUUAAAACAAUAAUAUACCUACUGAAGAAAGAAAUGCGUUUUUAGGUCGAAAAUAGCACAGUUAUAUUUCAGAUGUCCUUGACUUCUUGUUCUGGUAGAAAUUGAAUUGUUCCCCGAGUUUUUGAUAAUUUGACACAGUCCAAAAAAUAAUUCAAAUUUUGUAGGGGAAAUUCUCUUAAUUUACCACAGCAGAGACUAAAGAGUUCUCUGCUCCUACGACAGUGAUUAAUCUCAAAUUUGUAUCUUUUUACGCUUUCCAUGUAUUAUGGACAAGUUUUCUGCCAAUUUACUAAAAUAUUUCCGUAGGAAACCAGAGCAUAUUUUGUAAUCAUAGACCGUGGGUUGAGUAUUUCUUAUAUCAAUGCGUGGAUUAAGUUCAUUAGAAAAGUUUCGCGGGUUUGAAGAUGUUUUAAGUGUAUAAAUGUGUUUACAAGGUAAUUAAUAUAUUAUUUAUGAGAUUUGAGUGCAGAAUUUUGUAAUAAUAUAUUUACAUCAGACCUAAUAGGGAUUAAGCGACUACAUCUGUCAAUAAAUUAUUGCACAUGGA